Motacilla alba alba is the source of this 1408-nucleotide messenger RNA. RefSeq names its product protein interacting with cyclin A1 (gene PROCA1). The record is from RefSeq and is a predicted model, not a curated record. The transcript is spliced from 4 exons. Bases 395 to 1348 code for a protein of 317 amino acids. Gene Ontology annotation, molecular function: A2-type glycerophospholipase activity. NCBI's taxonomy places the organism in Eukaryota, Metazoa, Chordata, Aves, Passeriformes, Motacillidae. Gene Ontology annotation, biological process: arachidonate secretion; phospholipid metabolic process.
CUGCGGGCUGGGAUGCGGGGCCGCACGGAGCAUCCGCAGGGUGGGACGCGGGGAUGCAGGGAGCAUCGUUCUCCCGUCGGGGGCCGCUCCGGGGCCGGGGGCUGUGCGGGGCGGGUGCGUCACGGGGCGGGGGUUUGGGGCCGGCUCGUUACCGGCCCCGGCGCAUCACCCCACCGGCUGCCACAGCAACGGGGCCGGUCCCACCGGGAGGGGUGAGCCCUUCCCCGCGGGCUGUGGGAGCGGCUGCGGGAGCGGCUGCAGCGCCCCGGCUCUGCGGGACCCUCCGCACGGUGCCGGGCCGUGCCGAGCCGUGCCAAGCCGUGCCGGGCCGCCCCGCGUGGGCGGGCUGCGCCGCUCUAUAAGGCGGCCCCACGGCGGCCAGCGGCGCGGUGCCAUGUGCGCCCCGGGGCUGCUCUGCCGCCUCCUCCUCCUCCUCCUCCUCUUCCUCCUGCUCCUGCUGCCACCUGCCCCCGGAGCGGCCCCGCCGGGACGGCCCCGCGCCCGCCGCGGGCUCACCUACCCCGGGACGCUGUGGUGCGGUGCGGGCAGCAACGCGGACAGCUACGAGCAGCUGGGGGAGCACCGGGACACGGACCGCUGCUGCCGGGAGCACGACCACUGCCAGCACGUCAUCCACCCCUUCACAGCCCGCUACGGCUACCGCAACCUGCGCUGGCACACCAUCAGCCACUGCGACUGCGACCUCAGGUUGAAGGAGUGCCUGCGGCGGGUGAACGACACGGCCUCGCGCGUGGUGGGCCAGGCCUUCUUCAACAUCAUCCAGGUGCCCUGCUUCGAGUUCACCUACAGGGAGGAGUGUGUGGAGCCCUACCUCUAUGUCUGGUGCAAGACGUACAACACGGUGGCCGUGGCGGUGCCCCGAGAGCCGGCGCUGUACGAAUUCGGGGGGGAGCUCAUCGACAGGGCAGCCAGGCCCAGGGGAGUCCCCCUGAGCCCCCCCUGGGGCAGCACAGGGGCAGGAGCCCUCCCAGGGGAUCGUCACACCGGGACAGCGCCCAAGGCGGGCAAGAAAGAGAGGAAGAGAAAGAAAGAUAAGAAAAAGAAGGGGAAAGGUCUGGAAAAGAAAGGUUCUUCUGAAAAGGGGGCACGGAGCCACCCUGCUGCUGGCCCCACUGAUCCCUGGGCCCUGCUGCCGUCCCUGGGGGAAGCAUCCAACACCAUCCUGAGCGGUGCCCUGGCACGGGAGGGCGUGGGCAGGGAGCCGGUGCCAGCCACUCCCUCCCCAGUCCCCGCCACCAGCGGCAAGAGGAGGAGGAAGGAGAGGAACAGAAAGAAGAGGCUGAAAAGCAAAACUGAGGCUGAGCCCACACGAGAGCUGCAGCUCUGAGUGUCCCCCCGAGCCCUGCGUGGGUCCUGGCUGUGAAAUAAAUUUACAUCUGCUCGAGCA